AUGCAGCUUGGGGGGAGCCAUCAUGGGGCUCUUAGCAAUCCUCAGAAGGAAAUCUCGGUCAACCAGGAUUUAGAUGAAGGCCAAGUAAAGGAAAUCUCUGGACUGGAUUGGAUAAAAGUUGCGGGAGUUGCAUCAGGAUCAGAGCACUCGGUCAUCACUACAGAAAAUGGAGUAAUAAUGACAUGGGGAUGGGGCGAACAUGGUCAGCUUGGUUUAGGAGAUACAUGUGAUCACACUUGUCCUCAGGUUUCCGUUCAUGCAAUAAAGAAUGAACACAGUUCUUAA
This is a messenger RNA of Helianthus annuus (common sunflower), 285 nucleotides long. Its product is annotated as ultraviolet-B receptor UVR8-like. Bases 1 to 285 code for a protein of 94 amino acids. The transcript has 4 exons. The record is from RefSeq and is a predicted model, not a curated record. Lineage: Eukaryota; Viridiplantae; Streptophyta; Magnoliopsida; Asterales; Asteraceae.